GACGAGGACUGUGAGGCAGAUUACGACACCUGUAUUGAAAACCCGUGUCCCCAAGGAACUAACUGCACAGAUCUGGACCCCGAGCAGGAAAUACGCUUACAGAGGGGAUACAACUGCACUGACUGCCCCACAGGACUGGCUCUGUCCGAAAACAAAUGCCUGGAUAUUGAUGAAUGCUCUGCGUCAAACCCGUGUGAUCACAACUGCUUCAACACUGAGGGCAGUUACUACUGCACAUGCGACGCGGGCUAUCGUGUAGCCCAACAGACUUGUUUAGAUGUCGACGAAUGUGUAGCAGGCAAUGGUGGAUGUGAACAAAUGUGCAUCAAUGACGCUGGGAGUUUCAGUUGUGGGUGUGCACAGGGAUUUUCGUUAACUUCAGAUGGCAAGACGUGUAAUAAAGAUCAGGAUCAGGACCCCUGUGUGGCGUUAAAUCAGACGAGCACAUGUGCGUAUGCCUGUCGAGUGAACAGCCUCAAUAAUCAAGCCGAAUGUUUUUGCAAAGCUGGCCAGACAGUGAACCCUAAUGGAUCGUGUAGCGAUAUAGAUGAAUGCCAGGAAAAUCCAUGUACAGGUCUGUGUACAAACACAGAUGGCAGCUUUACUUGUUCCUGUUUAACAGGUUACAAGUUGCUGUCAGAUCGAUUGAAUUGUGAAGGUAAGUGUUAUCUGUUUGUAAUGGAAUUAAAUAACUGUUCAGUGAAUUAA
This is a messenger RNA of Liolophura sinensis, 708 nucleotides long. Its product is annotated as fibulin-5-like. The record is from RefSeq and is a predicted model, not a curated record. Lineage: Eukaryota; Metazoa; Mollusca; Polyplacophora; Chitonida; Chitonidae. Gene Ontology annotation, molecular function: calcium ion binding. The annotation marks the transcript as partial. The transcript is spliced from 5 exons.